AUGAAACCAGCGAGCAGCGCCGUUAGCAUCGCGGACAGCGCGGGCAGCUGUGAGGACGGCGUGUCUCCACUGCAGAGGCCGGUGCCAUGGGAACGGCCUGACUUGGCUGCACAAUAUGAUGCCGCGAUGUGCAAUCUCGCCGGCCUCCACACGCAGAUACUUCAGGCACUGCGCCUUCCCGUCUUGGACCCCGAGCGCUGGGCGGCAGAGCGCUGGGCGGCAGAGAAGGACUUUCCGGCAGAACCGCGUGGCGGAGACGUCAAGUCCAAGGUUCACCAGGCCCCUGAUGCCGUGAAGUCGCCAUUAGGCACCGCCAGCAGCUGCGACGAGCAGCUCCAAAAGGCGUUUGGCGAAAAAGUGGUCUCGGCUCAGUUGAAAGAGCUCACAGCGCACUACGGAGUGGCACUGCAGCCGCUGCAGCUGCAUCGUGAAGCCAAGGAGGAUACAAAGCUUGUCCCCCAAGACUGGGUGAGCCGUCUCGUGCGUCAUGGCCUGUUCGACUUCUGCGCUUCGGCGAUGAUUUUCGCCAAUUCGUUCGUCAUCGCCGUGGAAACCCAGUGGCUGGCCACCCACACUGAAGCUCCGAUGACCCUGGAGGUGCUCAACCACUGCUUCUCUGGCUUCUUCCUCUUGGAGCUUCUGCUGCGGAUCAUGGCGCAGCGGUGGGACUUCUGCUGCGAGUCCAGAGGUCGAGGCUGGAACAUCUUCGACACGUGCCUCGUGAUCAUUUCGAUCGUGGAUACCGCUGCUUCAGCCAUGACUCCGGACCCUGGUGCACAGGUGGAGGCCGGUGAUGGGCGUGAUCAAACGAUGGAUGUCUUGCAGGCAGUGAGGAUCCUCAAAAUGCUGCGAAUUGCGCGCAUCUUCCGAGUGUUUCGCUUCUCCCGGGAGCUGUCGCUGAUGGCGCUCAUGAUUAUCGACUCCCUGCGAUCGCUGAUGUGGGCCUUGUUGAUGCUGCUGUUAAUGAUUUUCGUCUUCGCGGUUUGGUUCACCACCAACGCCACCUUCUACUUGAAGCCCAACGCUGACUUGUCUCGAGAUGACUGGUUCGAGCAGCUGCAAAGCUCUUCAAUCGACAAUGUUGUCAACAUCCAAGCCAACUUUGGAACACUGCAAGCGACCACCUACAGCCUCCUGCGAUCUAUGCUGGGCGGCAUCAACUGGGGAAUUCUGUGUGACAUGCUACUGGCCAUGGACACACUUUCUCCGAUGUUAUUCAUCUUCUACGUCCUUUUUGCACUGCUGGCGGUGUUGAACAUCGUGACGGGAGUGUUUGUGGACAAUGCCGUGGACAAAGCCAAGACUCAGCGGGAGUUCCUCAUUGAGAAGGAGCGUGAGGUGAAGGAGAAGUACAUCAAAGAGUUGCAAAACCUGUUCCUGGAAAUGGAUGUGGAUGCAUCAGGCACCCUCACCGCUGAAGAGAUGCAGCACUUGGUGAAGGAUCCCAAGAUGUCGGCAUACUUCUCAGCCCUGGGUUUCGAAGCACACGACUGCGUUCGCCUGUUUUCUCUUCUGGACUCGGAUGCGUCGGGGCAUGUUGACAUUGAGGAGUUCCUUGAUGGCUGUUUGCGCCUGAAGGGCAUGGCGCGGAGCAUCGACGUCCACUUUAUCAUGGUUCUCAUCCACCGCCUACAGAAGCAGUUGAGCGGCUUCGAAACCGGGCACAACGCAGUCUUGGCACGGCUGGCUCGACAGAGAUCCCGAGAGAUGUCGUCUCGCCUUCUCGGGCACUGA
This is a messenger RNA of Symbiodinium sp. CCMP2592, 1734 nucleotides long. Lineage: Eukaryota; Dinophyceae; Suessiales; Symbiodiniaceae. The record is from the annotation of a GenBank genome assembly.